CUGACAUAUUUGGGGCCAUUCUCCUCCUUUGUUGCUAUUUUGCUCGCGACCCGCGGGUAAUCCCCGCGCGGGAGGGGGGCGCGCAUUGUGGCGCUGACGGACGGGUCCAUUUGGCGGCUCGGCGCCCCGGAGGAGACACACAAAGCCUCGGCACGUGCGCCUCGCAUAGAGGAGCAGCGGACCGUGCAGUGAGGCGGGGCCGGGCGUGUGCCGGGCCGGGCGGGCGGGGCGGCGGCGCCGGGCGGGGCGGCGACGGGGCGCACGCGGGGGGCCCCUUGCCCUCAGGUACAUCUGCCGCACCUACCGGGCGACCCCGGCGUCCCGACUCCCUUUUGGCUGCCCCGCCGCCCUCCCACCCCACCCGGCGGCGGAGCUGCCGGCGCGCUGAUUGGCUCCGGGGGAAGCGGGAGGCGAGAACAAUGGCCCCCUCCCCCCGUUAAAAGGGAGCGGCUGCGGGGCCCGGGCACUGGGGCGCGCACGCAGGGCGCAGAGCCGGGCCAAGCUGCCGCCGCCGCCGCCGCCGGCGCCACGCGAGUCCCGCCGCCGCCGCCGCGCUCGGGGCAUGGGCCGGGGCCACUGAGGCCGCCACGGCCGAGCGCGGAGGCGGGACCCGGCCGGCGCCUGGCCCUCGCGCCGCGCCACCAUGCCGCGCGGAUUCCUGGUGAAGCGCAGCAAGAAGUCCACCCCCGUGUCCUAUCGAGUGCGCGGCUGCGAGGACGGCGACCGCGCGCUCCUGCUGUCGCCGGGAUGCGGGGGCGCCCGCCCCGAGCCCCCCGCGCCGAGCCCGGGGCCCGGGCCGCUGCCCCGGCAGCCGCCGCCGCCAGCCGAGCGCGCCCAGGCGGCCCUCGCCGCCGCGCUCGUCUGCGCGCCGCGCCCGCUGCCGCCCCAGCCGGGCCCGCGGGCCGCGCACUUCGGCAACCCCGAGGCCGCGCACCCCGCGCCGCUCUACAGCCCCACGCGGCCCGUGAGCCGCGAGCACGAGAAGCACAAGUACUUCGAGCGCAGCUUCAACCUGGGCUCCCCGGUGUCGGCCGAGUCCUUCCCCACGCCCGCCGCGCUGCUCGGAGGGGGCGGCGGCGGCGCGGGCGGCGGUGGCGGCACCUGCAGCGGCGACCCGCUCUUCUUCGCGCCCGCCGAGCUCAAGAUGGGCACGGCGUUCCCGGCGGGGGGUGCCGAGGCGACCCGCGGCCCGGCGCCCGGGCCCCCGCUGGCCCCGGCCGCCGCCUCCCUGAGGCCCCCGGGCAAGCGGCCCCCGGCCCCCGCCGCCGCCGAGCCUCCCGCCAAAGCAGCCAAGGCUCCGAGCGCCAAGAAGCCCAAAGCCAUCCGCAAGCUGCACUUCGAGGACGAGGUGACCACGUCGCCGGUGCUGGGGCUGAAGAUCAAGGAGGGCCCGGUGGAGGCGCCGCGGGGCCGCGCGGGGGACGCGGCGCGGCCGCUGGGCGAGUUCAUCUGCCAGCUCUGCAAGGAGGAGUACGCCGACCCGUUCGCGCUGGCGCAGCACAAGUGCUCGCGCAUCGUGCGCGUGGAGUACCGCUGCCCCGAGUGCGCCAAGGUCUUCAGCUGCCCGGCCAACCUGGCCUCGCACCGCCGCUGGCACAAGCCGCGCCCGCCACCCGCCGCCGCUGCCGCCGCCGCCGCCCGGGCGUCCGAGCCCGAAGCCGCCGCCAGGGCUGAGGCUCGGGAAGCCACGGGCGGCGGCGGCGGCGGCAGCGACCGCGACACGCCGAGCCCCGGCGGCGUCUCCGAGUCGGGCUCGGAAGACGGGCUGUACGAGUGCCACCACUGCGCCAAGAAGUUCCGCCGCCAGGCCUACCUGCGCAAGCACCUGCUGGCGCACCACCAGGCGCUGCAGGCCAAGGGCACUGCGCCGCCCGCGCCCCCGCCGCCGCCGGAGGACCUGCUGGCCUUGUACCCGGGGCCCCAGGAGAAGGCGCCGCCGCAGGAGGCGGCCGGCGACGGCGAGGCGGCGGCCGGGGCGCUGGGCCUGAGCGCCCCCGCCGAGUGCCACCUGUGCCCGGUGUGCGGGGAGACGUUCCCCAGCAAGGGCGCCCAGGAGCGCCACCUGCGCCUGCUGCACGCCGCCCAGGUGUUCCCCUGCAAGUACUGCCCCGCCACUUUCUACAGCUCGCCCGGCCUCACGCGGCACAUCAACAAGUGCCACCCUUCUGAGAACAGACAGGUGAUCCUGCUGCAGGUGCCCGUGCGGCCGGCCUGCUAGAGCGCGCCCUCCCUCCCGGCCCUCCAAACUGUGCCUUCGCCGCAGACCCACGGAGAGAGCGCGCGCCCCGCGCGCCCAAACCCGCGUCCGAGCCGGGGGGCGCCCACCCCCGGUCAAAGUGUUGUCUCCGCUUCUCUUGAUGUGGCGUGACGGUCACCCCGAUCCUGUCAUUGUGACUCCCUUUGGAGCUCCCUUUUGCGUUGUGUCACUUUCCCCCCACCCCGCCUUGGCGCAGCAGGAGCCGAUCCCUUCUGUACCCGGGAGAAGAGCCCUGCGCGUUUGUCUCGUGGUUGGAAGCCUCCCUCGGAGGGGAGAGCGGUUUUCCUUGCUAGUUAUUCGCUGUGUUCAUGGUCUAGAAAUGCGGUUUGCUCUCGCCUACCAGUUUCUGCUCUCUAAUGUAUGUAGCGUACGGGUUGUUUUUUGGGUGAACCUUGAGGAAUCAAUGCCUUUAUCUUUCACAGGCUGUAAAUUGAACUUCCCCACACGAUUAGCUUUAUUAUGGCUUGUGAACUGCUGGAGUUUGGCUUUACCUUUUUGUAUGUGAACAAA
This is a messenger RNA of Pipistrellus kuhlii (Kuhl's pipistrelle), 2767 nucleotides long. RefSeq names its product INSM transcriptional repressor 1 (gene INSM1). Gene Ontology annotation, biological process: negative regulation of transcription by RNA polymerase II; neuron differentiation; regulation of cell cycle process. The record is from RefSeq and is a predicted model, not a curated record. Gene Ontology annotation, cellular component: nucleus; transcription repressor complex. NCBI's taxonomy places the organism in Eukaryota, Metazoa, Chordata, Mammalia, Chiroptera, Vespertilionidae. Bases 644 to 2218 code for a protein of 524 amino acids. The transcript has a single exon. Gene Ontology annotation, molecular function: RNA polymerase II cis-regulatory region sequence-specific DNA binding; DNA-binding transcription repressor activity, RNA polymerase II-specific.